AUGGCAUACAGAGAUAUCGAUGAUGGGUACGAUACCCCUGAUGAAGGUGUGGAGUACGUGGAUGCUACGGGUACCGACUUUCCCGAGAGCAGGAUACCAGUGGUUGGCACGCCUCUAGUACACCCACUAGGUACCGAGGUUUUCGAAGUACCCUCCUCCUCAUCAGAAGAAGAAUCGGUACAUGAUCAAAAUGAAGAGACACAUAUCGACGCUACGCAACCCAUUUCACCACAACCGCUGUCAGUUACACGCAGCGCACAAAGCUCUUCAGCAAGAUCCGUAAACAGCUAUGGAGAAUCGGUACCACCACCGAGACCAAGCAUGUCACAAGCUGUCAGGGGUUCAAGAGCCAGCAGGUUACUAGAUAGCCUCACGUCGAUAGGGACAGUUGCUAACGACGUACCGAGUAGAUUAAGCACUACGAGCGUGGGAGGGAUAUCGCGUGAAAUUAUAACACCGACAAGAGAGGAGCGAUAUCCUAGGGUCAGCGUGGUGGACCGUCCCAUCGAUAUAGGCGAGACAGCGUUUGUAAGGUCCACUAAUACCAGCAGGAACACUGUUAGCGAGCACUCGGAGAUACCGCCAAGACGUAGUACCACAACGGCUGUAGUGUCCUCGUCUAUCGCGGGACCACGUACUCAGGUCACAGAUGAAGUGGCUGCGCAGGUACUGGCAGAAGCCAGAGCAGCGCCUCUACCAAAAAGACAAGCAAUUAAACCGGUAUCAGUGCUAUCUCCAGCAAGGAUCAUAGCUGAAUUCAAAAGGGGGUCUAUGAGUAAGCAGCAGGCAGUGGAGUCGUUGAUUCGUUAUCGCAUGAACAAAAUGUUACAUAAAAAUUCUGAUAGAAUGUAUGUUGAUAAAGAUGGUGACGUAAGGUUUGUGAAAGGUUACGAUUUCGGAAAAUCACGUGAUACGCGUGGAAAGGUUAUACGGCGUAACGGGUUGACGCGUAUAGAGCGUGAGAUUUUGGCAUACCAGAAAAGCACACAUUUGCUAAUACCACGAGCAGUGUUUGCGAGGAUAGUACGUGAGAUAGCGCAAACGUGGUGGCGGGGUCCUGAGCCCGUAAAGUUCACCGUGGAGGCACUAUCGGCGUUACAAGCCGCUACAGAAGAUGAGAUCACACGUUUACUGGAGAUAUCAACUGCUUGCUCGUACCAUGCGAAGCGCAUAACGCUAAGGAUCGAUGAUAUGCGUCUAGCGAGGUUCUGCCGUGGUAGGCAGGAAUAUGAGUUCUUUAAUAUAAAGAAUUGA
Molecule: messenger RNA, 1254 nt
Organism: Babesia sp. Xinjiang
Lineage: Eukaryota; Apicomplexa; Aconoidasida; Piroplasmida; Babesiidae
Gene: cenpa
Product: histone H3-like centromeric protein A
Exons: 1
Coding region: 1-1254 (417 amino acids)
Cellular component (GO): nucleosome
Molecular function (GO): protein heterodimerization activity; structural constituent of chromatin; DNA binding
Source: RefSeq, a predicted model, not a curated record